Betta splendens (Siamese fighting fish) is the source of this 2042-nucleotide messenger RNA. It is a transcript of the gene cry-dash, whose product is annotated as cryptochrome DASH. Bases 163 to 1728 code for a protein of 521 amino acids. The record is from RefSeq and is a predicted model, not a curated record. Gene Ontology annotation, biological process: photoreactive repair. The transcript has 14 exons. NCBI's taxonomy places the organism in Eukaryota, Metazoa, Chordata, Actinopteri, Anabantiformes, Osphronemidae. Gene Ontology annotation, molecular function: damaged DNA binding; deoxyribodipyrimidine photo-lyase activity; FAD binding.
GAAACGUGUCUCCGCUCCGCUGUUACCAAACGUCACGUCUCGUUAAGUCGUGUCUGGAAACGUGACGGACUCGCGGCAUUCGGGGCUCGGAACGCUUCUUCCGAACCGGACGGGCUCUUUGUUACAGAGACAAGUGCUGCAGUGGAUCUGAAGACGAGGACUAUGUCGACCUAUCGAAUCAUCAUUUGUUUAUUAAGAAACGACCUGCGUGUCCACGACAAUGAGCUUUUCCACUGGGCUCAAACGAAUGCAGACUACAUUGUGCCGCUGUACUGCUUUGACCCCAGGCAUUAUUUGGGGACUCACAACUACAAUCUACCAAAAACGGGGCCUUUCCGCCUGCGCUUCACACUGGAGAGUAUCAGGGACCUGAGAAACACACUGCUCAGCAAGGGCAGCAACCUCGUGGUGAGGCGGGGUGAGCCGGAGCGGGUCGUUGCAGCGCUCAUCAAACACUUGGGAUCUGUCAGCACCGUGGCUUUCCAGAAAGAGGUAACUUCAGAAGAGCUGAAUGUGGAAAAAAACGUCAAUGAUGUCUGCGACAAGAUGAAGGUCAAAGUUCACACCUGCUGGGGGUCCACGCUGUACCACAUAGAUGACCUUCCAUUUCAUCAUAUAUCUGGGCUGCCUGAUGUGUACACUCAGUUCAGGAAGGCAGUGGAGACCCAGAGCAGGGUGAGGCCAGUGUUCCCUAUGCCUGAGCAGCUAAAGCCUCUUCCUCCAGGGCUGGAGGAGGGAGAGAUUCCUACUGCAGAGGCCCUGCAGCAGACAGAGCCUGUAAGUGAUGCUCGCUCAGCCUUUCCUUGUAGUGGAGGUGAAAGUCAGGCCCUGGCCAGACUCAAACACUAUUUCUGGGACACUGAUGCAGUUGCCACUUACAAGGAGACGCGAAAUGGACUGAUCGGCGUGGACUAUUCCACUAAAUUUGCAUCUUGGCUGGCACUGGGCUGCAUUUCGCCCAGGUAUAUCUACCAUCAGAUCAAGCAGUAUGAGAGGGAGCGGACAGCCAAUCAGAGCACAUACUGGGUGAUAUUUGAACUUUUGUGGAGGGAUUACUUCAGGUUUGUGGCUAUCAAAUACGGAAACAAGAUAUUUCAACUAAAAGGACUGCAGGACAAGUCUGUGCCAUGGAAAAAGGACAUGAAGCUGUUCACCGCAUGGAAAGAGGGACAGACAGGAGUUCCCUUCGUGGAUGCCAACAUGAGGGAGUUGGCGAUGACAGGUUUCAUGUCCAACAGGGGGCGGCAAAAUGUUGCUAGCUUCCUCACGAAGGACCUGGGACUAGACUGGAGGAUGGGAGCUGAGUGGUUUGAAUACCUGCUGAUUGAUUAUGACGUCUGCAGUAAUUACGGCAACUGGCUGUACAGCGCUGGUAUAGGGAACGACCCCAGAGAGAACAGGAAGUUCAACAUGAUCAAGCAAGGCCUCGACUACGACAACAACGGAGACUACGUCCGGUUGUGGGUUCCGGAGCUGCAGGCAAUCCGAGGUGCAGAUGUGCACACGCCUUGGACCCUCAGCACCUCUGCGCUGUCACAUGCCGGCGUGUCUCUUGGUGAAACCUACCCCACCCCCAUCGUCAUAGCGCCUGAAUGGAGCAGGCACCUUAACAACAAAGCGAGGGGCACAGGACCUUCACCAAGGGGAAAGAAAGGCCCAUCUCACACUCCGAAGCAGCAUCGCGACAGAGGCAUUGAUUUCUACUUUUCCAGGAGCAAAAACCUGUGAUGUGGCCCAGAGUAAACACUAAAUGCUGUAGGUGGUUAAUGCUCAGAGGAUGAAAGCGCCACAGAUGCUGCUUGUUGAGAGAUGCAGGUUUCUGCUUUCAUGCUUUAACACGUGAACUUGUGUGCCUCUGCAGGUCCUUUCAUGGACUGCUCAUUACACAUCCUGUUGAACAGCAAAAGCCACAGUGUGGUUUUCUUUUGGUGCAGUAUCAGUUGAAAAUCUGUCUUAUGUUCAUGUGCAGCAAGUUUCUCUUGUGAUGUUUGUUCCAACUUUUUAUUAAAGUUCAAGUGCCUGUUUUUGGGAGAAUUACAAAA